GCUCAGCUCUGUUGAGCAAUAACACUAGACCGGAACUGGACCGAGUCGGGGGACGCGUCCCCUCUUCUCCCGACCCCUCGUCUCCCAGUCAAGCUGUCUAUAAGAGAGCGCCGCUUCUCCCUUCUUCCCCCCUUUCACCCCCGGAAGAACAAGCAAGCAUCAAGCGAGCACCCACCGGAAAACGCCCAUACCCAGUAUAAUAUCCCUCACGCUCAGUCUGAAGAUGACGCUCCCCAUCGCCCUGGUCGAUGGCGAGGAGUACCUCAUUAGAGAGGUCCAAGAAAUGCUCCGGCCCGAGAUCGAAGUCGUACAUGUAUGCAUCGACGUCGACACGGCCCUCACCGAGCUCCAGCCAGGGUUUGCCGGCAGCCACCGGUGCCCGGUCGGAAGUAACGCGGACCUCCCUCCGGACCAGCGCAGGCCCCCCCGGGCCGUUCUCGUCGACGCCAGAAUGCCAGUCGGGCUCGAACUUCGAAUUGGCAACGUCGCCGGAGUCCCGACGGUGAGAACACGCCCAGGACCUCCGGCCGCGGGAUUGGUCGCAGACUUGAUUCGCGGGGAGGUGCGUCGUUUGAUUGACGAGGGGGCAAUUCAGCCCGAGUGAGAACGGAGAAGGGCGCUGGAGGUCGGGAUCAAGGUAGCUUAGACACUAGGUAGCGAUUGAAAGUAGACCGUUCCGUCUCGAGUCUAGCCUUGGUCUGGCGCGAACUUUAAUGAGAAUAUCAUCUUGAGUCUCCUAA
Chaetomium fimeti is the source of this 740-nucleotide messenger RNA. RefSeq lists its product as uncharacterized. The record is from RefSeq and is a predicted model, not a curated record. Lineage: Eukaryota; Fungi; Ascomycota; Sordariomycetes; Sordariales; Chaetomiaceae. The transcript is spliced from 2 exons. Bases 224 to 604 code for a protein of 126 amino acids.